CGUCCCGGAGCAGUCGAGCGGAACCAAGAGCCCGCGGUCUAAGUUCCUGCCGGAGCCUGAAACACAGCGAGCCAGUUCUUGGGCGCAUGCUCGCUGCAUGCUACAGCCCUCACCCGGCGCAGGUACGGGAGUGGCCCACAGCGCCAUCCUCCCAGCUCCGGGUCCCCCGCCCUCCGCGGCUUCAGAGAUUGUUGAACGGUGUCGGCCUCGAGUCCUGUCGACUUCGCGCCUCCCCCGCGACUCAGAGGCAGAGUGACCUUGGCCGUUGUACAACUGACCUAGGAACCAGAUGAGCAGAGACAUCUGCGUCCACACCUGGCCAUGCUCCUAUUAUUUAGAACUUGAGAAGCAAUGGGUCCCUGGAAAACUUUCAUUAACUUCUCUCUCACUAAAAUUUAUGACUGAUAAAACUAGAGAAAUUCUUGUCAACUUUCCCCUUUCUAGUAUAAUUGAGAUCAAGAAAGAAGCUUCUCAUUUUAUCUUCAGUUCUAUUACCAUCCUGGAAAAGGACCACAACAAGCACUGGUUCAGUUCCUUGCAGCCUAGUCGAAAUGUCGUUUUCAGCAUCAUUGAGCAUUUCUGGAGAGAGUUGCUGUUGUCCCAGUCAGGAGCUGCUGUUGAGGAAUCAUCCUCCCCCAUGACCAAGGGGAAGGAGUUGACUGGUCUGAUGGCCUGUACCCAGAAGCGUCUGGAAGACACAGCCAGAGUCCUCCACCAUCAGGGCGAGCAGCUUGACAGUAUCUCGAGAGGCCUGGACAAGAUGGAAUCUGACCUGGAUGUGGCUGACAGGUUGCUGACAGAACUGGAGUCUCCUUCUUGGUGGCCCUUUAGCUUCAAGCUUUGGAAGAUGCCAUCAGAAACAAAGCCCAAGUGGGACGCCUCAAUGGCUAGUUCCAAAGCUUUUGGAAAAGAAGGGAUAGUGAUCAAAAUUCCUGCUGUUAUUUCCCAAAAAACAGAAUCUCAUGUUAAACCAGGAAGGCUCACCAUCCUUGUUUCUGGGUUGGAAAUCCACAACUCAGAUUCUUUGCUCAUGCACAGAUUUGAAAGAGAAGAAGUAGAUGACAUCAAGGUUCAUACACCUUAUGAAAUUAGCAUCCGCCAGCGGUUCAUUGGGAAGCCAGAUAUAGCUUAUCGUUUGAUAUCUGCCAAGAUGCCAGAGGUUAUCCCCAUUUUGGAAAUGCAAUUCAGCAAGAAGAUCGAGUUUUUAGAAGAUGCCUUGAUGCUCAGAAGCACUAGAACCUCUCCCCUAGCAGAGAAGGGCUACUCAGUCUGGCAUGCAGCAUCUGGGCUGAUGGACCAUGCCAUGCACUGUGAGCCCUCCUCAGGGAGCCAUGAAGGGAGGCCACUUCAGCUACAGACGAGCGAACCGUUAAUUUCCGAGGGGGACAGCCAGGAACUGAGACAGAUCCUGAGGAAACUAAAAGAUCUCGCGUUGGAUGCCGAAACAGAGCUGGAGAGACAGGAUGAGGCCUUGGAUGGCAUCACUGCAGCUGUGGACCGGACAACCUUAACCAUUGACAAGCACAAUCGACGAGUGAAAAAACUGACCUAGAAGGACAAGAAAGCAUAGAGUUGACUAGUCCCACCUCAGCACAGAGCACAGCAGUCCUUGGACUACAUCACUCCAUCUGAGUGGCCCGCCAGUGUGAGUCACAGGUCACAGCGCCCAGUAACUACGGAAGACCAGCAAUCUGUGCCCUAUCCAGUGGACACCAAACAGUACUGCUUUCAUCAAGUUUUGGGGCCACCAUAAGAACUUUUUACUCUUCUCCCAGUCUUCUGCUUCAGUCACAGACCCUGGACCUUUCACACCCCAGGGAGGAGUUUCCCAGGAUGUGGGACUUUGGCAUGAACACUAGGAUGUCACUUCCCUGUCCUGGGACCUGAGGAACCCUAGUGAAUGCAGGGUCCACAUGGUCCCUCUGAAAAGGCACAGCGGUAAAGAAAUUCAUUAGCCAAAGUGGCUUCACAGCGCUAAAACCUCCCACGUGUGUUUCUCAAAUAAGCAAGGCACACACAUCCUUUGUGGGGGCAUACUACACUAGUUUCCUGUGCUCUCCCAGCUCCACCUCCACUGCUUCCUCCCUCCAUGGGAGAGGGACCGCAUGCUCAUCAGAGCACUCCAAGGACUAGCUGGGAAGGGCACAGGAUGUGCACAGCCACGGGGCUCCCUUCAGCCCAUCUGCUGCUGGCUUUGAGCGGCCCAAUGCCCCACCGGACACCAGGGGCCCUGUUCUUAAUGCACCACCCAGGGAAACUUGGGUCGAGCUCUGGACUCUGGGAAGGCUGAGGAAGCUGGCUCAGACAUAGAAUUUCUCUUGGAAGGACAGGAGUUGUGGCACCCCAAGUUCUCUGCAGAGCAGCAGAGAACGGUAUCACCAUCUUCCCCGGUAUCACCCCCCACUCCUGCCCCCCAGGGCGGGGUGCCACUCCUAGCUGGCCAGGCUUUGGCUCCUGGCUGGCUGAGAGCUAAGGAUGGGGGAAGGAAAUGUGCAGUGAGACAGCUACGCCAGCUCACCUAGGCCCAGGAUCCAGACAGGGAUGGUGACUCCCGCGGGUGGGCCCACACCCAGCUCCUCACUCUAAGGGGCAGUAGGACCCUCAUGGCCUCAUCUCUUGGACCCCGUCCUCCCUGAGUGCUGUCAGUUCCUCCCCAAUUGCUGUUGGUCCCACUCCCCACUGCAGUAUACGCAGUGCCUUGUUACAGCCAAAGGAAGCCUUUGGGCCAAUUUUCCACUGAGGAAAGGGAGGCUGCUGUCCGUCCUCCCUUCCUAAGCCUGGCUCAUCUUCUCCUUGAGUGAUGGACGAUACUGCACAGAGCUCAAGGAGAGGCAGCUCAGGAGGGUUUAGGAGGAAGAGAGGCUCCCGAUUUAAUCCCCACCCCCUGACAAAGGGAAGGGAAGCUGAGGUUCUGCAGAAGGAGAGUGAACCAUCCCCUAGGCUGCCCAGGGCCCCGCUGUGGUGAGAGCCAAAAACAGUCUUACCCUGAGAAGGAGCAUAGGGGAGACAACCUCUGAGUCCACCGUCUGGGCAGAACCAUCCUGCCCAGGAGGUCAGGCGUUUCUCCCCAGCUCUAGUCCUGUAUUUUCAGGUCUUCACUGAAAGAGGCCAAAUGAGUUUCAAAAGGUUUAAGGAAAUCAAAAUUAAAAAGUAGAAAAAUUCACAAAUACAGAAUCUGCAAAUAAUGAGGGUCAACUAAUUAAUGGUUUGUGUUUACUUUCUCUCAGGAAGGAUCAUGCUGGCUUAAAAUAAAAACAUGUAUAUGGAAUGCUUAAAACUGGAAAAAAGCUUAGGAAACUCUGGCUUGUGGAGGAGGAAACAAACCAGGAUACUGGGUGGAGUCACCUUGGGAGGCUAGGCCAAGGCCAAACGGGCAUGUGAAUACCUACUUUUGUCAUAUCUCUGGAUGAAUGUGGGCAAGCUGAAGAGUUCACGGCAGAAAUAGGUUUUUCCCACACACCACCUUCCAUGCAGAUCUGUCUGGGGUCCUUCUUUAAGGUACUAACUGCAUGCUGCAGUUCUGGAACCCUCCUGGUUCUUCCGUGACCCACAAACAUUGGAACUAAAUGUCUGCAUAGAUUAGGGAUGGCUCCAGGGUCCUUGCAAGCGUUGGGUGCUUCUUUACUGACUUUUCUAAUUUAUAAUUAAAAAUGCAAGCAGCUGUGUGGAGCUUUGCAACACAAGUUUUCCUUCCCUGGAGCUUCUGGAUCAGUGUCUUGAUAUUGCAAGGCAAACUUAAAAACAAAACAUUAAAUUUCCUGUAAAACCAACAAAAUAAAUUGUAGCUGAGACUGACCAUAAAACAGCCUCUUCCUUGACUACCAUGGUAAAAGUCACAGUUUAAACACAUAGUAGUAAGUAUAUCAUUAGACUGCUUUGAAAUCAAGCUUUAAAUCCAUGAUCUCCUCUCUGGGAUUGUUCUUCAAUUGCAAUUCUCAUCUUAUUUAUGGAUUGACCAUUAAACAUUAAUUCCUAUGAUAAUAACUGGUCCUGAAGAACUGUUUGCAGUAGUAACUGUGCAGACACAUUCUCACCAGGUGCCCUGCAGGGUGGGAGCCUGUGCACGUCCCCUCCAGAACUGAUGUUUGCCUUUUAGUACACCUUGUGGUGAUAUACUCAAAACUAUUUUAGCAGAUAUUCUUUGUGAGAGGAAAGAAGAGGGGAAAUUUAUGCUGGAAAAAUAGUUUUCUUCCCUAGUUACUUUUUAAUCUACAUAAGGAGAAGGAGGUUAUUUUCAGGUCAAACUCUGACUUGCAGACACAGCUAGAGUGUUUGACUCUGGAAGCCCAUGCUCCAAGGGCCAUCAGAAGAACUUUCUGGCCACGCAUGCCCUGAGGAGCAAUGCCAACCAUGAGCUGCUGUCAAGUUUCAUGUCUUCCUAUGAUGUCAGGUACCUUUGUAAUGUUAUGCAAUGUUUCUAUACAUUCAGGAUUUUGUCACACAAACUUCCUUCCCAUGGAACUGGGCCCAGAAGGAGGAGGUUGUGUCUUCAUCACCUUUGGUGGCCACUCCAUGGAAGCAAGCCUUCCAUCACAUGGGCUCCUGGAGCAUGUGCUACUCCACUAAAACCAAUGUGGGAGAGCUGUUCUGGGACUUCAUCCCCCACCAACUCAGAGGUAAUUAUGCAGUUAUUUAUUCAUAUGUGCGUGUGUGUGCGCACACAGAGGCAUACACACACACAGACACAUAUGUGCAGACAGACUCAGGCACAUGAUGCUCAUGGAGACACAGAUAUGAGGAGACCUGCAGUCCCACACAGAAACAUGCAGACACACAGACACAUGGAAACGUGCAGGCACAUGCAGACAGGCACACACACAGCAUAUACUCAGUGUACCUUGUUCCAAAAGUUUUUAGAGCAGCUUCUAAAGGAUGCAUAAAAUAUCUCAGAAAAUAGAUUAGUUACAAGAAAGAAAAUUUGGGAAAAGGAUAGUGACUUCAGAUGGAGGUAGGAAUAAAAGCUAACAGAAAGCAUAACGAUGCUAAUGCAGUGACAGCUAGCUCUCCUACAUUACUCACCAUGUGCCUGGGCUGAGGCAUGUGUGAUUAUCCUGCGAUCCCCAGGUGAGAAGCUGCAUGUUCAGCCACCUCUUCGGGCAUCUUUUGAUGGUGUCAUCAUGUGAAGCACAGAACCCUCCAUCAGGAACCCCUCUGAGCCACGUUUGUGAGCAGCACCAGGCAAUGCCUCGCACAGGUCGGUGCCUCUUGGUGACAGAACGGGAUUCCCUCCUGAGGUCUCUGUGUGUGUGCUCUGCUCCCGCAGCCUGGGUCUGGCAUCUCUCAUGCCCCAGAUGAAUGCUGUGGCUUUGGCAUUUACAAAGGCCAUUGCUGGAGCAUUGUGGGCUGUUCUCUUGGGCCCAAAUACGGUUUGGAGUCAGAGAAGAUAUUUUAAGGAGGAGUGGGGGGUGGCUCAUGUUUGGACACCCCCUGUGUCACCAUCUCUGUCCUUUUUGUUCAGAGGAAUGAUUGGCAGCCAAGAGACCUGUCCCAGCUGUGCGGCCAUGUGGUCCCAGGCAUUUCCUUCCCUCUCCAGGCCUUUCCAGCUUGGCCACCUGGUCAGUAAGGGCCUGCUGCUUCUUGGGCCCUUUAUUUAUUUAUUUUUUGAGGCAAGGAAUACGACUUUAUUCGGAAAGCUGGUAGAUCGAGAAAUGGCAGACUAGUGUCUCUGAAAAACCAUCUUCGGGCCCUUUAAAUGAGCUUGUUUUUCUGGUCAGACUAGACUCCGCACUCACAUGAUGGGAAUAGAAACCACAGGCGGGACCUCAGAACAGAACAGGUGCAAAUCCUCAACUGAUAGAUGCCACCUGGCAGCCUGGAAAAGCUAGAGUGGAAGAGAAGCAAAAACUCAGGUAAAACCCCACCAAGUGAACAGGAUCCUCAUGGGGCAGGUGCAUGAUCAGGAUCCUGCCAGUCUUUGCAGCACUCAUACUGUCUGAAGCUCUCCUGUUUGCUUAAAUCCUUAUCCAUCCCCACCCAACAACUGCGGUGUAAGACCCAUAAGACCUGGGACUUUAUCCAAAAUUAUUGAUGAGUGAGUUGGAGGUUCCAUCUCAGGUGCCCAUUGGGCCUCAUAGGCAGCCUGAGUGAGGUGGAGCAGCCCAAAUGAGAGGGAGCAGCAUGAGUGAGAGGGAGCAGCCUGGGUGAGGUGGAGCAGCAUGAGUGAGAGGGAGCAGCCUGAGUGAGAGGGAGCAGCCUGGGUGAGGUGGAGCAGCCCAAAUGAGAGGGAGCAGCAUGAGUGAGAGGGAGCAGCCUGGGUGAGGUGGAGCAGCAUGAGUGAGAGGGAGCAGCAUGAGUGAGAGGGAGCAGCCUGGGUGAGGUGGAGCAGCAUGAGUGAGAGGGAGCAGCAUGAGUGAGAGGGAGCAGCCUGGGUGAGGUGGAGCAGCAUGAGUGAGAGGGAGCAGCGUGAGUGAGAGGGAGCAGCCUGAGUGAGGUGGAGCAGCCCAAAUGAGAGGGAGCAGCGUGAGUGAGAGGGAGCAGCCUGGGUGAGGUGGAGCAGCAUGAGUGAGAGGGAGCAGCCUGGGUGAAGUGGAGCAGCCCAAAUGAGAGAGAGCAGCCUGGGUGAGGUGGAGCAGCCCAAAUGAGAGGGAGCAGUAUGAGUGAGAGGGAGCAGCCUGGGUGAGGUGGAGCAGCCCAAAUGAGAGGGAGCAGCAUGAGUGAGAGAGAGCAGCCUGGGUGAGGUGGAGCAGCCCAGGUGAAGUGGAGCAGGUAGUGAGACAGAGGCCUCAAGAGAGGAGAAGGUCCAAGGCCUGCACAUGUGUACUUCACUCUCUGAGCAACAGCAUGCUGGAGUUGAGUCACAGCUAUAGUCCCCCAAGGGACAGUUUGAAGGGUGCUCAGCUGUCAUACUUGGUUGUUUCUGUCCAAGCCUCAUCAACCAUGCGGUUUCCUUUAAUAAGGACAGGAGCACAUCGUGUAAAUCUUUCCCAUCCUCCCCAGUGGCCCCCGGUGGCUUUAAUCUAGCUGAUUAUGGUCUCUGUUACAACUAGGUACUUAACUCUGCCAUUGUAGAGUAGAAGCAGCCAGCGACAAUACAGAAACAAAGGGGUGUGGCUGUUCCAAUAAAACUUCACUUAUAAAACAGGUGGCAGCCAGACUUGGCCCACGGGCCAUAGUUUACCAGCCCGUCCUAGAUCAUCUCAUCAGUUUACACUCAUGCUCUAAGACCAUCUUAAAACAGACACCCUCCCCACAUCCCCGCAGUCCUCUCCACUUACUGCUCCUCCAAGAGACUCCAAAUGCUUCCCUGUGCUUGCCCCCCAGCCACCUGCCAGGAAUCUCCCCCUCUAGACAGGCUCCUGUCCCCGCCACUCAUUGACACUUAACAUCUACCUCUGAGGUGCUUGGAGGGUACCACCUAUGAAUUCUAUCUGUGAUGUCCUGUGAGGGGACUGAACAACGGGAUACAGGGUGGGCUCACCACUGUAGAGAGGCCCACAGUGAGUGGGAGCUCCGUGUACACUCACAGUCAGGUUUUUGCAGUGGGGAAGGGGACACCUGGGGUCUCCUGACCAGAGUGGGACUCUGGGUGCUGACCAAGGGGUGCUCUGAUUCACAAAUCGUGCAGCCCUGGAUGCCUAUGGAGUGUUGACAAACUGCUGGGAUGUAACGGGGUUUGCAGAGGGUGGCAGAGGGGCCUUGGCUCAGGAGGACAUGCUGGAACUUCCCUAGUCAGAGACAGCAGGGCAGGCCAGGCCCAGGGUCCAGGAAGCUGCUCUGAAUCCCAGUUCCUCUUGGCAGAAUCUAGACUCAGGUCCCCAGAUGCUGGAGAGGCACUCGGUGGGCUCUGUGGGGCAGAGCAGUAGGGGUGGGAUGUCUGGGCUGCAGUCUGGAGGAGAGAGGGAAGGGACCAGCUCCUGCUGUCCCUCAAGCCUGCUGCUGACCCAUGUGAUGGACCGGAAACGUAAUUUAGAAAAUCCUCAUGGCAUCCCCGGAACUAGACUGGCCUGCUGCUUCCAGGAAGGGUGGAACCGCCCUCUUGUCCCCUGGGGUGGGCCAGGACCAGUGGGACCACCAAGAUGACUCACAGGAGGGCCAAAGGCCCACAGCCAAUCCCAGCCUUGAGUUUCUGGUGUCUUAGGCCCACAGGUAUAUGCUCUCUCCUGGGCAAUCAGGCCUGGGCUCUGCAGUCAGGGUUUUCCUUGUGCUUAGGCAACCCCUGGGUUGGCUGGGACUGACAUACACGUCACCUCCUUUAACCUGCCCCCUAUUGCCCUUGGAGGGGUCCCUAUACCCCAGGCUGGCUGCACUCUCUGAGUAGGGAUGGACCUCCUGAAUGAAUGAGAGGGUGAUGCAUGAAAGAGAGCUGUACAGGCAGGAGAGAGGCCCGAACUUGCCCUGGGCAGCUAGGAGCUGGGAUCUCCCAGGUACCCCCAGCAGCCGGUCCUCAGGCCAAGUGGGUCUUGCAGCCCCAGCUUGGCCACCAUGUCCCACCCAGACCCUGCCCCCCCCACUCUCGCCUGAACUCCCCACACCAAGGAUGCUAAGCUCAUCAGUCCCCUCCUGGCCCUGCCCCAACUCCCCAGAGACCCCUCCCAGGCAGGGACCUUACCUCUCUCUGCCAGCGGUUCCCGGCACCCUGCUCCUGCCCUCUCCUGCUGCACAAGCUUGGCCAAGACCCCCAAGGAACCGGGAUAGUUCCUCCUCUCAGAGCUCAGCACAGGCUGUUCCUCCACAUAGCCUCCUGGCCCACUGGACCCCAGGGCUUCAUCCCUCAGAAGGGCUAAAAGAGGUGGGCUGCUGCCCAGGGUCUCACCCAGUGCUGCUGCCUCUGGCCCCGCGUUGUCUCUUGAAAGUUUUUGGAAAGUCCUGAAUGGUGAGGUACUCAGAGUAUCUGAUUUCACACAUCCUCGACAGACUUCAAAAACAGGAGUGGCUGGGAUCUCUGCUUCCUUCUCUGGAGUUAUCCUGCCUUAGCAUCCAGAGUGUGGGCUUCCUGAGGGCCGUGUUGGUUUUCUGGGUGUCCUCCCCUCAAAGAGCCAGUUGAAGGAGGAGGCUCAGCUGUAGCAUCCAGCACAUCAGUGGAGUUGCUGGGUCACAGAGGGGAGGGGCUUCAGGGAUGCAGGUGAGGCAGGGGAAGGGGUGACACCCUCCAGCACCUGAGGCUCACUCCUUCAGGGUCUGUACGGCUCUGAACCCUCCCUGCCUCACCUGGGUUUCAAGGUACAAAUACAGAUUCCUGGGCCCCACAACAGACCAGGACCAGAAGCCUAGGGAGCCCAGAGAUCUGCAUUUGCAGCCUAAUGACUCUGAAGCCUGUGGCGUGUGAACCCCUUUCUCCAGAAACGAUAGUACCCAGUUACUAAGACCCCUUCCCCUGAAAAAUGUCUGACGGAAGUACUCCUUGUUCCACAUGACCCACGCAACCAGGGAGUGGUCACCCAUCAUGGCAGUGUGCCCUGGCCGUGGGCUCCAUGACUGGGGUUAGGGCAGAGUAGGCUAGAGGACUCACCUGUGGUAGGGUCUGGAGGGUGUGGCCCAGGGCCUGUGGGUGCAGUAGAGGGGCCAAGGGAGACUGCUGAAAAGGCCGCAGGGUGACCAGGGCCCUGGUAGGGGAGGGAGCCUCAGUUUGGACACCUCUGAGCUUUCCCUGAGGGCUGGUCCAGAGGCACUAAGACAGGUAUCACUGAACUUGUAUGGACCAGCUGGCCUGCCUGGGGUGGGAGAUGGCUCCCUGAAAGCCCAGGGUGGGCUAUGAUGCUGGGUACAUGGGCCAGGGGCUUCCAAGUCCUGGGCCCCACCCUCAGGCAGCAAUCUGGUGUCCACUGGGGGAAGCCAACACUACAGGCAGGUUUGCUGACCCCCCAUGGCCAUCUACCCUAGGCAGGUGUGGCUUGGCCCUGUCUGACUCUCCUCCUGCUCCUCGCCUGUCUUGAGUCAGCACAGGGGCCUGGGGUGCAGAGGUGUCGAUGAGGCUGAGGUGCUAUGGGGGAGGUCCCACCCUUCCUGGGACCCCCCAGUCCACACUGAGCGGGCUGUCAACAGUCUCUGAGAAGACACCACUGGUGGUCCUCUCAUCCCUACAGGACAGAGUCUCUGCUCCUGUCCUACUGCACUCUCUCUCUGUGCACCUUGUCCUGGUCACCCCCAACUAUCCCACCUGCCCUUAUACUUUUUAUUGAGGUGAAAUUUGCAUAACAUGCAAGUAGCCAUUUUUAAGUAACCAUUUUAAGUUCAGUGGUGUUUGGUGCGUUCACAAUGUUGUGAAGCCACCAUCUUUAUCUAGUUCCAGAACAUUUUGUUACCCCCAAAUAAAAUGCCAAUAAACAGUUUCUCCCCAUUCCUUUCCCCCUGGCCCCUAGCAACCACCAACUUGCUUUCUGUCUCUGAAUUUACCUACUCUGGACAUUUCAUAUAAAUGGAGUCAAAUAAAAUGUGGCCUUUUGUGUCUGACUUCUUUAACUUAGCACAAUAUUCUUGAGAUUCAUCCAUGUUGUGGCAUGUGUCAGUACUUCAUUCCUUUUUAUGGCUGAAUGAUCCAUUGGUGGAUAUUGGGCUGUUUUCAUUUUUUGGUUAUUGUGAAUAAUGCUGCUGUGAACAUGGGUGUACAUGUAUUUGCUCGAGUCCCUGUUUUCAGUCCUAGGGACUCCAUCACCUAGGAGUGAAGUUGCUGAGUCAUAUGGUAAUUCUAUAUUUAACUUUUUGAGAAACCAUCAUUCUGUUUUCCACAGUGGAUGUACCACUUUACAUUCUCAUCAGCUGUGUACACAGAUUCCAAUUUCUACACGUCCUUGCUGACAGUUGUUAUUCCCCCCCACACACACCCUUUUUCUUGUAUCUCAGCAUGUGUAAAGUAGUAUUUUGUUGUGGUUUUAAUUUGCACGACCCUAAUGACUGAUAAUAAUGAACAUCUUAUUAUGUGCUUGCUGACCAUUUGUAUAUCGUCUUUAAAAUGUCUAUUAGUCCUUUGCCCAUUUUAACUGGGUUGUUUGUCCUUUUGUUGGUGAGUUGAAAGAAUUCCUUAUACUGUAUACUAAACUCUUUUCAGAUAUAUGAUUUGCAAAAUUUUUCUUCUGUACAUUGUCUUUCACUUUAUUAAUAAUGUCCUCUGAUACACAAAAGUUUUUAAUUUUGAUGAAGUCUAUUUUUCUUUUAUUGCUUGUAGUGUCAUAUCUAAGAAUUCAUUGCCAAAUCCCAGAUCAUGAUUUGUCCCUGUGUUUUCUUCUAUGAGUUUUAUAGUUUUACAUCUAGGAC
This is a messenger RNA of Balaenoptera acutorostrata (minke whale), 11190 nucleotides long. RefSeq names its product synaptosome associated protein 47 (gene SNAP47). Gene Ontology annotation, cellular component: plasma membrane; SNARE complex. The coding region runs from base 290 to 1552 and encodes 420 amino acids. NCBI's taxonomy places the organism in Eukaryota, Metazoa, Chordata, Mammalia, Artiodactyla, Balaenopteridae. The record is from RefSeq and is a predicted model, not a curated record. The transcript has 6 exons. Gene Ontology annotation, molecular function: syntaxin binding; SNAP receptor activity. Gene Ontology annotation, biological process: synaptic vesicle fusion to presynaptic active zone membrane; exocytosis; synaptic vesicle priming.